Asparagus officinalis (garden asparagus) is the source of this 1208-nucleotide messenger RNA. RefSeq names its product homocysteine S-methyltransferase 2-like. The record is from RefSeq and is a predicted model, not a curated record. Bases 63 to 1208 code for a protein of 381 amino acids. Gene Ontology annotation, biological process: S-methylmethionine cycle. Gene Ontology annotation, molecular function: S-adenosylmethionine-homocysteine S-methyltransferase activity. NCBI's taxonomy places the organism in Eukaryota, Viridiplantae, Streptophyta, Magnoliopsida, Asparagales, Asparagaceae. The transcript has 7 exons.
UCUAAAACAAGCACAGCUCUCCCUCGCUCCCCCCGUCUCUCUCCUCACUUUCUCUCUCUAGAAUGGGUUCAGAGACGGCUGAUCUUCCGUCGGCGAUGAGAGAUUUCAUUGAUAAAUGCGGCGGCUGCGCCGUUAUCGACGGCGGCCUGGCCACCGAGCUCGAGGCCAAUGGCGCUGAUCUCAACGAUCCUCUCUGGAGCGCUAAGUGCCUCCUCAGCUCUCCCGAUCUCAUUAGAAAGGUCCAUUUAGACUACCUAGAAGCGGGAGUGAAUAUCAUAACUUCAGCAUCCUAUCAGGGUACUAUUCAAGGUUUUGAAGCUAAAGGAUUUUCUAGAGAAGAAAGUGAAGCUUUGCUGCGUAAAAGUGUUGAAAUCGCAUGUGAAGCACGAGAUAUAUUCCAAAAGAGAGAUUCAAAAGUCUCCUAUAGUGACUGUGAAAGUAAAAUUUCUUCCAAACAACAACCAAUUUUUGUAGCAGCUUCUGUGGGCAGCUACGGUGCAUAUUUGGCUGAUGGUUCUGAGUAUAGUGGAGAUUAUGGCAAAUCAGUUACCUUGGAAACUUUAAAAGAUUUCCAUAGAAGAAGAGUUCAAGUUCUUGCAGAAUCUGGUGCCGAUCUAAUUGCAUUUGAGACAACACCAAACAAGAUUGAAGCCCAGGCUUAUGCUGAACUCCUUGAGGAAGAAAAUAUAAAUAUCCCAGCAUGGUUUUCCUUUAAUUCAAAGGAUGGAGUUAACGUGGUUAGUGGAGACUCCUUAACUGAGUGUGCUUCUAUUGCUGAUUCAUGCAAGAAAGUUGUGGCAGUUGGAAUCAAUUGCACACCUCCCAGAUUUAUUCACAACCUAGUCCUCUCAAUUAAAAGGGUACUAUUAUUCACCUGCCUAAACAUUUUUCCAAUGAAAUGUUACGGUGUUGAUCCACUGGUUGGUUUUUUGGUUAUGCUAUUGUAUGUUUCUGCAAUACUUGGAGUUCUUCUCACUCAUGUGGUGCCUCGAUCCUCCGCUGCUGCUGACCGUAGGCGCGGCCAUGCUGCUGCUGCUGGCCCUGACCAUGAUUAUGCUGCUGACCGUGUCCUCGACCUUGCUGCUGGCCUCCUCUUGGUGCGCUACGGCACUCUGCUGCUCUGUGCCCAAAUUUCUGACAGUUGUGGCAUGUCCCCUGCAAUUUGUGUUGCUGCUGCCUCCUCUGAUCCUGCGGUGGUCUUCUCUUGA